This is a messenger RNA of Monodelphis domestica (gray short-tailed opossum), 1614 nucleotides long. RefSeq names its product serine protease FAM111A-like. Gene Ontology annotation, biological process: DNA replication. Gene Ontology annotation, cellular component: nucleus; chromatin. The record is from RefSeq and is a predicted model, not a curated record. Lineage: Eukaryota; Metazoa; Chordata; Mammalia; Didelphimorphia; Didelphidae.
AUGGCUUUCCAGGAAAAGAAAUUGACAAUCACUUUGAACAGAAACAAGAGGAAGCAUCAAAUCUCGCACAACAACAGAGCCAGCAUCUUGGAUGCCAUUAAAUCACAUACACUUGCCAGCAAGGAAAUAGCAAAGCAACAAGCCAAGGAGAUGUUGGUUGAGGGGACAAUGGGAACUGAGAAAGGGUAUGUUAACCUGGGUAUGCCUCUCCACUGCGUGCCUGAGAAAUCUCACUUUGAUAUUGUAUUUGCCAGACAUAAGAGUCAGAGAAAAGAUGGCAGUGAGUGUGUGGGACGUUAUGACAGCAACACUGGAGACUGCAUCAAAUUCUAUGUUUUUACCAUUGGGAAAAGUGUAAAGAAGAUUGUGAAGUGUCUUGAUCUUCACAAAGAUGGAUGUAAAUUCUGUGUUUAUGCCUUCAAAGGAGAAACCAUAAAGAAAGCCUUGAUCAAAGAUGGCAGAUUUCUUCCUUUACUGGAAACCAGAGAGUGGAAUCUGAUAGAAAAUGUUGAUUCUGUUUUAGAAAACACUCAAAGAGUGGAUGACUUAGAGGACAGACGUUUUGAGGUAGAGGUCAAAAAAAGGAGAUCAUAUAGCAUGUCAGCCAGAGCUUCUCAUAGCUGUGAGGUGGAGCAAAGGCAAAGCUGUGAGUUAGAAAGGCACAUUUUGGAUCAAUAUCCCAGUUUGACAAAGAAAUGCAGACAAAUCAGUAUCAUUUCUGAUCGAGAGAGUAAGGAAAAGAGGAAGAAAAUCAGGACCCUAUUUAACAUGCAUAGAAAGAACUUUUGGAAACUAAGCUCAACUUCCAUCCCAGUUAAAGUAAUUAAAUUUCUGAGUAAUCUCAGUAACUCUGUGGGAUACAUAUUCUGGAACAACAAUGGAAACCAUGGAGGAGCCACUUGUUUUGUCUUGAAGAAUCACUACAUUCUUACUUGUAGUCAUGUCGUGAACUUCAUAGUAGGUGCAGAGGUGGAACUGGAGGAGGCAGCACAAGUGAUCAGUGGCUCUGCUUGGGUGACCUUCUCUUUUGAAGAUACGUAUAGAAGCCAAGACAAGGAGUGGUUCAUUGAGCCUUGGUUUGAAGUGUUUGAUAAAUCCCUGGAUUAUGCAGUGUUGAAACUGAAGGAGAAUGGCUCUCCCAUUCCCAUGAGUCUAUGGGACCAAAUUGCUCCUCCACCAAAGAAUAGCAUCCUGCAUAUCAUUGGUUACCCAGGCCAACAGGAAAAAUCAGCUAAUAAUUGUGUCAUGAUUCCCCAACUACUUCGGAAACAGGUGUGUCAAGACCACAUCCAGGCCAGUGUGGAAAGUAACUCUGUCUUCAUGUUUUCACCAAGAAGUUUCCAGAAGGGUUUUAAGAACCAGAAGCUAAUCACCUAUGAAACCUGUUUCAUCCAAGGGUCUUCUGGCUCCCCUGUCUUCAGUGCAAAUGGGGAGCUAGUUGCCAUGCAUACUGCAAGUUUUAUAUAUGACCACAAAGGAAUAAAUUAUAGCAUCAUUGAGUUUGGGCAUUCUAUGAAGGCUAUUGCUUGGGAUAUUAAGCAUCAACAUGAGACCUUCUAUAGCUCCCAUUUCUUAAGUCAAGAUGAUGUUGAAAUGGUGAGUGACGAUGAGUGA